AUGAGUUUCAAAUCAUUAUUAGAAUAUCCCCCAUUAAAUGCUCAAGAUAUUAUCGAUUAUAUGAGAGGAAGGAAAGUGUAUAUAAGUGGUAAAACAGCAUUUUUUAUACAAUUGGAAUUUUCUUCAAAAAUAAUAACUGUUCCACUUACAACAUCUUUAAAAGAUAUUUGUCAUGAUCUAUGGAAUUCUGCAACAUCGAACCAAAAAAGAACGUUUGACUUGAUGGCGAACGAAGUCAAUUUUAUUAAUGAAAGAUACAAAAGAUACCAACGAUACAAAAAAAGAUGUAGACGUCAGAAUAAUGUAAAUUAUCCCAAUAAUUUUUCAUUUGAUCUAAUGAAUGGAUUUGGUUUCCUAUAA
Messenger RNA from Diversispora eburnea, 360 nucleotides. The record is from the annotation of a GenBank genome assembly. NCBI's taxonomy places the organism in Eukaryota, Fungi, Glomeromycota, Glomeromycetes, Diversisporales, Diversisporaceae.